Molecule: messenger RNA, 6821 nt
Organism: Camarhynchus parvulus
Lineage: Eukaryota; Metazoa; Chordata; Aves; Passeriformes; Thraupidae
Gene: TIAM1
Product: TIAM Rac1 associated GEF 1
Biological process (GO): small GTPase-mediated signal transduction; positive regulation of axonogenesis; activation of GTPase activity
Cellular component (GO): synapse; cytosol; plasma membrane
Molecular function (GO): protein binding; guanyl-nucleotide exchange factor activity
Source: RefSeq, a predicted model, not a curated record
CCUGCCGCCCAUCGCCGGCCACCGACCGACCGACCGACCGACCGACCGCCGACCGAGCCCCGGCGCCGUGCAGGUGCCUGCCGGAGAGCUCCAUCCCCCCGUCCUCCCGAUCCGAGCUGUCGCUGCCAUCCAGGUCUGCCUGUGCCAUCUCCUUCUGCGCUGUCAAUGGAGCUACGUGGGACAGCCCAUGUUUCCCUUCGGUCCUGUUUGCUGCUGUGCCUGCCUCGUACCGUGACGCCAUGGGCAACGCGGAGAGCCAGAGCGUGGAGCAGGCCCUGUACGGGGACAAGCAGCCGGCGCUGGGCCGCAAGCACACGUCGCGCUCGCUGCGCCUCUCGGGCAAGGCCUCGCGCCGGGCCCGCCACGCCUCGUCGGGCAAGGCCGCGCACCACCGCGGCUCCGAGGUGAGCACGCGCUCCAGCAGCACGCCCAGCAUCCCGCAGUCGCUGGCCGAGAACGGCCUGGAGCCCUUCGCCGCCGCCGAGGGCCUGGAGGACUUCGGCAGCGCCACGUGGGCCGAGCGCGUAGACAUGGCGCUGCGGCCCGUCUCCUACCACACGGACUCGUCGGUGACGCCCAGCGUGGACAGCAGCACGGCGCUGACGGCCGCCUCCGUGCACAGCGUGCCCGACUCGGAGGAGAGCCGGCUCUACGGCGACGAGCCGCCCUUCCUGGCCGAGGCCGACGCGCGGGCGCUGCGCUACUCCGCCAAUGGCGCCGCCUUCGCCGACGCCGCCGCCUUCAAGAAGAAGCGCUCCAAGUCAGCCGACAUCUGGCGCGAGGACAGCCUGGAGUUCUCGCUCUCUGACCUCAGCCAGGAGCACCUGACCAGCAACGAGGAGAUCCUGGGCCUGGCCGAGGAGAAAGAGGCCGAGGCGGCACGCAGCCCCGAGGCGGGUGGCAGCCCCCAGCCCCUGGUGGCCUGCCAGCGGGCCAACUCCAUGAGUGACCUGUACUCCCCCAAAACCCCCGGCGCCACCAUCAACGGGGGGCCCCGAAACGCCUUUGGAGGGUACGGCCGGAGCCUGGUGUCCGACAUCCCCGAGCUGGGCAGCCAUAAGAUGGCCUCGGUGGGCACUGAGGACGUGCCCUCCUCCUACAGCAACUACAACACGCUGCCCUGCAGGAAGUCCCACUGCCUCUCCGAAGGGGCCUCCAACCCCCAGAUGAGCCAUAGCAGCAGCAUGCAAGGCAGAAGGGCAAAAACCACCCAGGACGUCAACGCGGGCGAGGGCAGCGAGUUCACGGACAGCGGCAUCGAGGGCGCAGCCACGGACACGGAGCUGCUGUCACGGCGCUCCAACGCCACCACGGCCAGCUACUCGCCGCCCGCCGGGCGCGCCUUCGUGGGCAGCGACAGCGGCAGCAGCUCGGCGGGCGGCGACGGGCUGCGCCAGGGCGUCUACGAGAACUUCCGCCGCGAGCUGGAGAUGAGCACGGCCAACAGCGAGCAGCUGGAGGAGGCGGGCUCGGCGCUGAGCGACGAGCAGAGCAGCGGCACGCUCAGCUCGCCCGGGCAGUCCGACAUCCUGCUGAGCGCCGCGCAGGGCACCGUGCGCAAGGCCGGGGCCCUGGCCGUCAAAAACUUCCUGGUGCACAAGAAGAACAAGAAGGUGGAGUCGGCCACGCGCAGGAAGUGGAAGCACUACUGGGUGUCGCUGAAAGGCUGCACGUUGUUCUUCUACGAGACGGACGGCAGGUCUGGCAUUGACCACAACAGCAUCCCCAAGCACGCAGUCUGGGUGGAGAACAGCAUCGUGCAGGCUGUGCCUGAGCACCCCAAGAAGGACUUUGUCUUCUGCCUCAGCAACUCCCUUGGCGACGCUUUCCUCUUCCAGACGUGCAGCCAGACGGAGCUGGAGAACUGGAUCACGGCCAUCCACUCGGCCUGCGCCACCGCCGUGGCGCGGCAGCACCACAAGGAGGACACCCUCAAGCUGCUCAAGACUGAGAUCAAGAAGCUGGAGCAGAAGAUCGACAUGGACGAGAAGAUGAAGAAGAUGGGGGAAAUGCAGCUGUCCUCCGUCACAGACUCCAAGAAGAAGAAGACCAUACUGGAUCAGAUCUUCGUGUGGGAGCAGAACCUGGAGCAGUUCCAGAUGGACCUGUUCCGCUACCGCUGUUACCUGGCCAGCCUGCAGGGCGGGGAGCUGCCCAACCCCAAGCGCCUGCUGGCCUUCGCCAGCCGCCCCACCAAGGUGGCCAUGGGCCGCCUGGGCAUCUUCUCCGUGUCCUCCUUCCACGCACUGGUGGCGGCUCGCACGGGGGAGUCGGGAGUGAGGAGGAGGACACAGGCCAUGUCCAGGUCUGCCAGCAAGAGGAGGAGCAGGUUUUCUUCUCUCUGGGGGCUGGACACUACCUCCAAGAAGAAGCAGGGGAGGCCCAGCAUUAACCAGGUGUUUGGAGAAGGAGUGGAUUCAGUGAAGAAAUCUCUUGAAGGGAUCUUUGAUGACACAGUCCCAGAUGGCAAGAGGGACAAAGAAGUGGCCCUGAGCAGCGUCCACCAGCACAACCCCGACUGUGAUAUCUGGGUGCACGAGUACUUCACGCCCUCGUGGUUCUGCCUGCCCAACAACCAGCCUGCCCUGACAGUCAUCCGGCCCGGGGACACCUCCAGGGACGUGCUGGAAAUGAUCUGCAAGACACACCAGCUGGACUGCUCUGCUCACUACCUGCGCCUCAAGUUCCUGCUGGAGAACCAGAUGCAGUUCUACGUGCCAAAGCCAGAGGAGGAGAUCUAUGAGCUGCUGUACAAGGAAAUAGAAAUCUGUCAGAAAAUUACCCAGCACAUUCAGAUGGAGAAGUCUGACGCAUCCUCUGAUAUUUAUGGUUUCUCUCUGUCCUCGGUGGAAGAGGAGGGGAUUCGCCGGCUCUACGUCAACGGCGUCAAGGACACGGGCCUGGCUUUCAAGCAAGGCCUGAAGGCUGGGGAUGAGGUGCUGGAGAUCAACCAGAGAGCUGCAGAGGAGCUGGACUCGGCGCUGCUGAAGGAGGCGCUGGCGCAGCCCUCGCUGUGCCUCACCGUGCGCACCCACCCCGAGCCAGAGGAGGCCCAGAGGCUGGGCCAGCCGCCCCCACGGCGCCCAGAGAACCCCCCCGAGGCCGGGGACAGCGCCCUGCCCUUCCCUGGGGGCAGCCAAGGACACUCCCUCUGCAGUGACCCCGACAGCUCAGCCGAGGUGGCCCCGGAGGAGGCGGAAGCGCAGGACCUGGAGUCGUCGGACGAGGCCGAGAAGAUGAGCAAGAGCACAGAGCAGGUCGCAGCUUUCUGUCGCAGCCUGCAUGAAAUGAACCCCUCUGACUGCAGUGCUCCCCCCCAGGACUGUGCAGGGCCCCAGCUGAGCACCAUGAGGCAGCUCACGGACGCAGACAAGCUCAGGAAGGUCAUCUGUGAGCUCCUGGAGACCGAGCGCACCUACGUCAAGGAUUUAAAUUGUCUGAUGGAGAGAUACCUGAAGCCUCUACAGAAAGAAACCUUCCUCACACCAGAUGAGCUGGAUGUUCUCUUUGGGAACCUGACUGAAAUGGUAGCAUUCCAGGUAGAGUUCCUGAAAACUCUGGAAGAUGGAGUAAGGCUGGUUCCAGACCUGGAAAAGCUUGAAAAAGUUGAGCAAUUUAAGAAAGUGCUGUUCUCCCUGGGUGGAUCCUUCCUGUACUACGCUGACAGGUUCAAGCUGUACAGUGCCUUCUGUGCCAGCCACACAAAAGUCCCCAAAGUCCUGGUGAAAGCCAAGACAGACACUGCUUUCAAGGCGUUCCUGGAUGCCCAGAACCCGCGCCGGCAGCACUCCUCCACCCUGGAGUCUUACCUCAUCAAGCCCAUCCAGAGGAUACUCAAAUACCCCCUCCUGCUCAAGGAGCUCUUUGCCCUCACUGACGUGGACAGUGAAGAGCACUAUCACCUUGAUGUGGCCAUCAAAACCAUGAACAAAGUUGCCAGCCACAUUAAUGAAAUGCAGAAAAUCCAUGAAGAAUAUGGGGCAGUGUUUGACCAACUCAUAGCGGAGCAAACAGGGGAGAAAAAAGAGGUGGCCGACCUUUCCAUGGGGGACUUGCUCUUGCAUAACACAGUGAUAUGGCUGAACCCUCCUGCUUCCCUGGGCAAGUGGAAGAAGGAACCUGAGCUGGCAGCAUUUGUGUUCAAAACUGCCGUGGUCCUGGUGUACAAGGAUGGUUCCAAACAGAAGAAGAAGCUGGGAGGAUCCCACAGAGCCUCAAUUUAUGAAGACUGGGAUCCGUUCCGGUUCCGCCACAUGAUCCCUUUGGAGGCGCUGCAGGUGCGGGCCCUGGCCAGUGCAGAUGCAGAGACCAAUUCUGUGUGUGAGAUUGUCCAUGUCAAAUCUGAGUCUGAGGGCAGGCCAGAAAGGACAUUUCACCUCUGCUGUAGCUCUCCAGAGCACAGGAAGGACUUUCUGAAGGCAGUGCACUCCAUCCUGCGGGACAAACACAGAAGACAGCUCCUUAAAACCGAAAGUUUGCCCUCCUCCCAGCAAUAUGUUCCCUUUGGUGGAAAAAGAUUGUGUGCUCUAAAAGGUGCAAGGCCAGCCAUGAACAGGGCAGUGUCAGCCCCCAGCAAGUCUCUGGGGAGGAGGAGGCGGCGGCUGGCCCGAAACAGGUUUACCAUUGACUCGGAGGCCCUCCACGGCAGCAGCCCCGAGAAAGAGCCCGCGCAGGGAGGGGACACUGACCGCUGGGUCGAGGAGCAGUUCGACCUGGCGCAGUACGAGGAGCAGGAGGACAUCAAGGAGACCGACAUCCUGAGCGACGACGACGACUUCUGCGAGGCGGCGCUACGCGCGCGAGCUGCGGAGCGGCUGCAGGCCACCUCGCUGCGGCCCGGCCCGCCCGGCGACGCGCACGCCGCCAGGAUGGCCCAGCUGAGGAAGCAGGCGGCCCUGCCCGCCAUCAACGGCGCCGCCGAGGGCCACGGCGAGGAGGUCAUCUGGGUGCGGCGGGAGGACUUUGUGCCCGGCAGGAAGCUCAACACCGAGCUCUGAGGUGUCCCCGAGCCCUCCGUGACCCCGCGGGUCGCGCACUUGCACACACCGCUGCGGCAGCUCUACCGGUCCCAAGCCAUGCGGCCACACUCAAAAUGCUCAAAAACCGGGAACGAAAUGAGCUUGAGGUCCUGUCUUGCGAUAACCAAGGGCUUUCACACUACUUUAUUUAUUCUAAAACAAUCAGGGGCUGAAAUUGAGUACGGGGAGAAGGUAAUCACUGGAAAGCAAGUGACUCUGGGCGUCUUAACCUCUGUGCAGCCAAUGGGCUCCGGCAGGAGCGCGAGGACAGAGGGGUUGGUGAAAGCCGUCGGUCGUAGGCUCAUCUCCUUCACGAGGAAACUGCCUUUUUAACCUGUACAGUCACUCUGACUCCCUUUCCCUCUCUAAAUGUAAGAGAAUAUUCAUGUAUUUUAGGAACGUGUGAGGAAAGGUUUGGGAUUCAUGUCGUGUUCGGUCCUCUUGGUCUGUGGCUGGUCUAAUUUAAUGUCAAUGUUGGAAGCUCUAGUUUUACAUACUCUUGUAAAGAUGCCAAACUCUCUUGGAAAAGAUCCAAAUUUAACACUUGAAGAGAUAUUUUUUUGUAUUUUACCUGAGAUGCAGGGGCACAAAGGGGUAAGAGAUUUAGGGUAGCUCCACGUCUAGGAUACGAGGCUAGCUUUUUGCAGAGGGUUAGGAACGGUGGUUUUAUAUUAAAAUAUGAACUGGAAAACUCUUAUUUAGGUAUAACUUUCUUCAGGAAAAGGUUUAUUGUAUAUGUUUGAGACUGGAGUUUAGUUAGCUAGUAAAAAGAAUAAUAAAUAAAAUGACGUGACUGAAUUGCAGUGGAGCAAAGGGAUCUGUGGCGUGCCCUUGCUGGAGCCACAGAUGCCUUUGCCCCACUCUCUCUGGCAGAGUUUGGGCUUAGGGGACAGGGAAUUCAUGGCCAAAAAACUGACCUUGCCCACUCUCCUACUGUGGGUGGAACUAGUGUAUUUUAAUUCCUUUAUAAAAGCUUUUCCACUGCAAUAGAGGAUCAAAAAAGUUCUACACAGGUAAACUUCUUUAACAUUUAAAAUCUUUUAUUUAAACAUCUAAAACAGGGUAAAAUGUGACUAAAAUCUUGUGGUUUUUAAGUAGACUUCCAAAUACAAAACACAAAAUAGCACUUUUUUUUUUUUAGGAUUUAUAUAGCUUUCCCCAUUGCAGUCUCACCUAUAGGAAAAAGAAAAAAAAAAGAUUAUAUGAAAUUUUGUUUCAUUUUGUCGGUAUCUAUUGGUGUUUGACACAUCACUAGGUACUUUGAGAACCUGAAAUUUUAUAAUAGCCUUAGGAUUAUAUUUUAUAAAAUCCACUCUGACUAUAUUUUAAAACAUAACAAGAAUUAUCCCCUCCCCCCAAAACAUCCAUCACUGUCUGUGUGUCCCAGCUGGCAUCCUCCCCUCCCUCCCCUGGUUUCUGGUGCACUAUACUUGACUUAUGGAAGCUUUCUCUAGUAACUUUUUGCUAUCUCCUGGUUUCUUUUGGUAAGAGCUUUAGAAGAGUUUCUACCCCCUUUGUAUGAUCACCUGGUUGUUUUUGUACCAUCACCUGUCAGUGUCCCACGUGCUGGAGGGUUUGGCUGUCCUGGGCUGCUCCCAGAGGAUGCAGUCAGCACUCAAAUACUGGAAGGCUGGUACUGGGAAGGUACCGUGGCUCUUGUACAUAAUGUCAUGACAUGUCUAUGUCAAAGGUUCUUAUAUAUUUCUUUUAUAAGCUGAAAGAAGGUCUAUUUUUAUGUUUUUAGUUCUAUGAAUGGAACGUUGUAAAUGCCUGUCGGAAAUAAAAUACUGGAGGAAAAAAAAA